UCUGGCCCCUAAUCAUUGUUGUUGUUUUUAAUCCAACCUCCAUGAACUUGCCAAACUGAAACAGCUCCAGACAAGAAAGAAUGACAAACAAUGAAGGGAGAGGGGCAUGGGUUCGAUGCUUGCUUAGCACAUUUGACAGCUGGAGUGUUGUUGGGGUAGUCAGCAGAGAAGACUGCUCACACGUGGGUUUAAGCCAAUAGAAAGUCUAUCAGCAAGCCGGCAACUACACAGCAUGUUCAGGACCUCAAUGUAGUCCUGAGCCUUCUUCAGGGUGAGCUUUUGAGCAUAAAAUCCAUGUCCUGGGUUGAUAUACGGUUAAUGAGAACAGUUAGCCAGAGGCAGAGCUACAGAAACCAAAGAGCAAGGUUAGUAGUCCAUUUAGAGACUUUCCUAUAACUAUGGUUGUUAUGGGCCUCUGGUUUGGUUUUGGAGGGUGAUGCUGAGUUUUACAGCCUAAACAGUAUCUCCAUCCUGGAGUCAGUUGUGCUAAUAUCUGGGGCCCUGUUACAGGAGGAGUCUCUGAAACAUCUGAUUUAAUCAAUCACUUUUCUUCUUUUAUUCAUAUAUUCAGUAAAUCUAACAAAGUGCUAAUGGUAUGUCAGGUAUCUCGCAGACCCUUGUUAUUAUUUUCAAGAGUAGUCCAAAUGAUUAGAAGUUCACCCUCCAAGGGGAGGCAGUAUAGCUUAGCUCCUUGAUUUACAGAGAAAAAACUGAACAACUCUCAGAAGAAAAACAUUCCUGGGCUGUCAGAAUAGCUAGCUGCUGUCUGACCACACACACACACACACACACACACACACACUCACACAGGGCUAAGGCUUCUCCUUUUCUUCCUGUUUCCCAUGACAUGGUUGAGGUCACAGUCAAAUUCUCAUGGUCAAGUGAGGCAAAGCCCUACUCAUUCAUAGCCACCAACAGAGCCUGACCCAUGCUGCCAGUCACCCGAGGGUGCCAACCGGUGAGUGACAGCCACUAGAUCAGAGACUGGCUCGGCAGCACAUUCUGUGAUACGCCUUUGUGGAGAGCUGCAGACAGCUUACCAGGACAGGGGCACCAAACUUAGGGAAACUCACCAGUGUUUACCUCGUCUCUGGAUGCUUUCUGGUAAUUCAGCCCUGUGAUGAAGUCUGGAUCCUGUGAUGAGGGGUGAGUAGGGGCCUUUUUGAAAACAAGCAAGCAAACAGACAAAAAGGGAGAGAUGAGGAGCCAUCUGUGACUGCUGUGGUAUCCCUGUGCUCAGUCAGUCCUGCUAUCUGUAGGACAAUUUUAAAGAGGCCAAUGGGAUUACCCAUAGGGGUCUGCUAGGGAUAAUAUCUGGCUAGAUUCUGCUGGAAAAUUGAACACUCAUUCUGUUCGUGAAAGGCUGGGUUCAAGUUCAGGCUCUGCCUCUCAGCUCUCCAGGGUCCUGCGAUGCAAAGCGCAGCUAAUAUACCUCCCUAAACACACCUGACCUAAAGUCAGGAUCACAGACACAAGACACGGCUCUGACAGAUACUAGCUGUCCAAUUUAAGCAGGCUCCUUACAUUUCCUUUUUCUCAGUUUCCCAGUCUUCAGGGGAGUGUUAUUAUGCUCUCACCUUCUUGGAUUCUGUGAAAGUAUAGACUGCAAGAAGCCUGCGGGGUGUGGACAAACACCAUAGAUAUAGAAGUCAGGCAUGAAUUCAGGUGUGCUAGGAACACUGGGCUGCGUCUUUCCAGCCCAAACUAAUCAAAAAUAGGAGUCACUUCAAUACAUAGAGAUUUUCUUUUUCUUGUACUGAACUGGUUGGUCUGGCCUAUCUUCCUAGGAAGCCUCAAAGGUGAUCUCCCAAAUGUGAACAAACUGAAGACCAGGCUGGUGUCCUCCUGGCUGCUCCAAGAUGCUGCAGCUGAGCCGGCUCGCGCCUGCCACCUGGUGUCACAGCCUACCUACUGCCUAGAAACCACGUGUAAGAAAGUGCUUACAACCUAACUACGCACGUUGGUUUCGACCGGCCCUAACCAAUACGGACAGGGAAGGCGGGGCAGAGAAAAGCAAAAGCCCAAUCACCGCCUACUUUCCAAGGAGAAGGUGGGGCUUAGUAUUUACCAUGUUGGGUUUGUCCGCAGCGCUAAUUACUUUUUCCAAAGGCUGCAGGGCUGCACUCCGGUUGGCUUCGCCGCCUCGCGAGUCCCUGCUCUAUCACUACAGUCUUGGGGGCUGCUGGUCCCAAGUACCAUGUGUGACGGCACCCUGCUGCCCCCUCUCGUCCUGUCCUUGCUGCUGCUGGUGUGGGGGCUGGACCCGGGCACAGCUGUCGGCGACGCGGCGGCCGACGUGGAGGUGGUGCUCCCGAGGCGGCUGCGCCCCGAGGACGUGCACCUGCAGUUGCUGCCGGGAGCAGCGGGGCUCCGGCGGUGGCGGCGACCGCGAGCAUCUCCAGGUGGCCAUCGAGCAGGGCAAGGAGAGCGCGCCCUGCUACUGCACCUGCCGGCCUUUGGGCGCGACCUAUACCUGCAGCUGCAUCGCGACCUGCGUUUCCUGUCCCCAGGCUUCGAGGUGGAGGAGGCGGGUGUCUCGGGGCGCAGCGGACAUCCUGCCGAGCUGUGCUUCUACUCCGGACGAGUCCUGGGCCACCCGGGCUCCCUCGUCUCCCUCAGCGCCUGCGGCGCCGCCGGCGGCCUGGUUGGCCUCAUCCAGCUUGAGCAGGAGCAAGUUUUCAUCCAGCCCCUCAACUCCUCAGGGGGCCCAUUCAUUGGAAGAGAGCAUCUGAUCAGACGCAAAUGGGCCUCCACCCCCAGCCCUGCUACGGAGGUGGAGGGACCGAGGCAGCGCUGCAAAGUAGUGACAGAAAAGAAGCCCAGGAAGGACCAUCUGUCUCGGGACUGGAGGGAAAGGAGGAAUGCCAUCCGGCUCACCAACGAACACACAGUGGAGACCCUGGUGGUGGCCGAUGCCGACAUGGUGCAGUACCACGGGGCAGAGGCUGCACAAAGAUUCAUCCUCACUGUCAUGAACAUGGUAUACAACAUGUUUCAGCACAGGAGCCUUGGGAUUAAAAUUAACAUUCAAGUCACCAAGCUGGUCCUUCUGAGACAACGCCCCGCCAAGUUAUCCAUUGGGCACCAUGGUGAGCGGUCCCUGGAGAGCUUCUGUCACUGGCAGAAUGAGGAGUAUGGAGGAGCACGCUACCUUGGCAAUAACCAGGUGCCAGGAGGCAAGGAUGAUACACCUCCUGUGGAUGCUGCUGUAUUUGUGACCAGGACAGAUUUCUGCGUUCACAAAGAUGAACCUUGCGACACUGUUGGAAUUGCUUACUUAGGAGGCGUGUGCAGUGCUAAGAGGAAAUGUGUGCUCGCCGAAGACAAUGGUCUCAAUUUGGCCUUUACCAUCGCACAUGAACUGGGCCACAACCUGGGGAUGAACCAUGAUGACGACCACUCAUCUUGUGCUGGCCGGUCGCACAUCAUGUCCGGAGAGUGGGUAAAAGGACGGAAUCCCAGCGACCUCUCUUGGUCAUCCUGUAGUCGAGAUGACCUUGAGAACUUUCUCAAAUCCAAAGUCAGUACAUGUUUACUGAUCACUGAUCCCAGGAGCCAGCAUGCCCUGCGCCUUCCACACAAGCUGCCAGGCAUGCACUACAGCGCCAACGAGCAGUGCCAGAUUCUGUUUGGCACCAAUGCUACCUUCUGCAAAAACAUGGAGCAUUUGAUGUGUGCUGGGCUGUGGUGCCUGGUAGAGGGAGACACAUCCUGCAAGACCAAGCUGGACCCUCCCCUGGAUGGCACUGAAUGUGGAGCAGACAAGUGGUGCCGGGCUGGAGAGUGUGUGAGCAAGACGCCCAUCCCAGAGCACGUGGACGGGGACUGGAGUCUGUGGAGCGCCUGGAGCAUGUGCAGCCGAACCUGUGGUACAGGAGCGCGAUUCCGGCAGAGGAAAUGUGACAACCCCCCCCCUGGACCUGGUGGCACACACUGCCAGGGUGCCAGCGUAGAACAUGCUGCCUGUGAGAAGCUGCCCUGCCCCAAGGGUGUGCCCAGCUUCCGGGACCAGCAGUGCCAAGCCCAUGACCGACUGAGCAGCAAGAAGAGAGGCCUGUUGACAGCAGUGGUGGUUGAUGAUAAACCCUGUGAACUCUACUGUUCACCCCUCGGGAAGGAGUCCCCGCUGCUGGUGGCUGACAGGGUCCUGGAUGGCACACCCUGUGGACCCUACGAGGCUGACCUCUGCGUGUAUGGCAGAUGCCAGAAAAUUGGAUGUGACGGCAUCAUCGGAUCUGCGGCUAAAGAAGAUAGGUGUGGUGUCUGCAGCGGGGAUGGCAAGACCUGCCGUGUGGUGAAGGGUGACUUCAGCCACUCCCGGGGGACAGGUUAUAUCGAAGCGGUUGUCAUUCCGGUUGGAGCUCGGCGGAUCCGUGUGGUGGAAGACAAACCUGCUCACAGCUUCCUGGCUCUCAAAGAUUCCAGUAAGAGAUCCAUCAACAGCGACUGGAAGAUAGAACUCCCUGGAGAGUUCCAGAUUGCAGGUACAACCGUCCGCUACGUGAGGAGAGGCUUGUGGGAGAAGUUCUCAGCCAAGGGACCCACCACAGUGCCGCUGCAUCUGAUGGUGCUGUUAUUUCAUGACCAGAAUUACGGAAUUCAUUAUGAGUACACCAUACCUGUAAACCAGAGUUCAGAAAACCAGAGUGAGCCCGCCAAGCCACAAGAUGCUCUGUUCCUCUGGACCCACAGCGGCUGGGAAGGGUGCAGUGUGCAGUGUGGAGGAGGAGAACGCAGGACUAUCGUAUCAUGCACACGGAUUGUUAACAAGACUACAACCCUGGUGAAUGACAGUGACUGCCCCCAAGCAAGCCGCCCUGAGCCCCAGGUCCGACGGUGUAACUCUCACCCAUGCCAGUCCCGUGCUCGUCCACCUGUGGGAAGGGGCUUCAGUCAAGAGUGGUCCAGUGUAUGCACAAGCUCACUGGACGCCAUGGCAGUGAGUGCCCGACUCUCUCAAAGCCAGCAGCCUACAGACAGUGCCACCAGGAGGUCUGCAACGAGAAGAUCAAUGUGAACACCAUCACCUCCCCUCGCCUUGCCGCUCUGACCUACAAAUGCACUCGGGACCAGUGGACGGUGUACUGCCGGGUCAUCCGAGAGAAGAACCUCUGCCAGGAUAUGCGAUGGUACCAGCGCUGCUGCCAGACCUGUAGGGACUUCUACGCAGAUAAGAUGCGCCAGCCGCCCUCUCCACCAAGCUCGUGACGGAUAGACGGCACAGUGCUUGCUCAGUGCUCUGACUCAAGGUCUGAGGCGUGGCAGUUAGUGAGUGGAGAGCCCUCAACCUAUCCAAAAAGCACACCAGCCCUGCAGCCAGGACCCCCAAAGCACUGCUCUGCUCCCACAAUAAGGCCACCUCAAGAAUCCAGUUGCCUAGAGCUAGAGAGUGCACUUGACAUUGCCAUUAGUCCUUUGAACGUAAUAUAUUCUUAACAGUCACUGGAUGGCUUUCUAAGGAAAAACGACACAAGAGUCAUCAAAUAAUUUUAAUUUCCAAGCUACACACACACACACACACACACACAGAGAGAGAGAGAGAGAGAAAGAGAGAGAGAGAGAGAGAGAGAGAGAGAGAGAGAGAACACAUUUAGUGCUUCUACUCUGGCUUUCUGUUGACAUUUGAAUUCCUCGGGCUCGGGCUUGAUGUAGCUUUGUGGAAACGAGAUACCACAUUAGAAGCCGCUCUGUCCUGAGAGCGACGACGCCCUGACCAACCACCUCUGCUAAUGGCUUCUCUGGAAGAGGGGUGAGCUGCCUUCCUACGAAUCCGAGAAUCAAGACUUGGUCUCUGCCCAUCUCAAAAAAACGUAGUCUCGAAAAUCCUUAGAAAUUGUCUUAGGAAUCUUGCCCCUGAGAGUUUGAAUCUAAAUAGCCCAACAAGAAAUCCAAUGCUACGCCACUCUGCCCGCCACCUGUGUGGGAGAACGUGUCCAAAGAGCUAGAUUUAGGAAGGAAUCUGCUUUUCAGAGCUCAACUGUGUAUCCCACAGGGAGACAUAGGAGCCUCUCUUCAAGGUGCUAUGAAACGGGACAUGCAUGGUCCACGGGUUGCCUCCUGACAUGAAGGCGCCCUCAGCUUCCUCAGGGGUGUGCCGGCUCCCAGUCUGCCUCCAGGCACAUCCACUCUGGCCUGCACUCCCUAGGGCUUUGUACCUUAUAUACAUGCUACACCUUGGCAACGUAGCUUUCAUUGACAUUGGCCUUUCCUCUGAAGGUAGGAUGAUGUUUGGCACAUCUGAGGACACACAUCAGUCCUGGGUUCUGCAGCAUAAGGCUUGAUUGACUUCAGUAUCUGGACACAGGGAAGAUGUGCCAGGACUCGUGGAGGAACACCAUAUGGCUGAAAUUGCUACACAUCCAUGAAGCCGCCUUCUAGCCAAUGUGCCACGAUUAGCACCUUCAUUGAUCAUCACUGUCGUUACUGACCCAUCUGGAUGUGCCAUGGAAAGGUCCUCUCUUCCAUUCCCAUGCCGUCACUCUCACCACAGAACUUAACCAUUUCCAGAAGGCUAGAGAAGUGCCAGACUGACUCUUCAAGAACAAACCAGCCUGAUAGACUCGAGGCUGCCCUGGGAGGCCGGCUUUGCUCUGCCUCUCAGAGGGUUUUCAUGGGUGCUUAUGAACCACCUUGAGAAGCCCAUCUUCUCCUGGUGUCAGACGGAAGCUCUCACCUCGGCCAGUUUCCAUGGGCUCAUCUUUAAGUGCUUCUUGAUUUAUUACUGGUGCUGUUUCUAUUUUUCUUUUGGGUUUUUAUUCUGUUUUGAUUUUUACUAGCCCAUCACAUAGACGUGGUCAGGGUGGCAGGAAAUUUGUUUGGUUCCACUUGAACUGAGAAAGGAGUACUGAGAAGACUCCUUAGGUGCUCGGAGAGUGUCAGGAUGAAGUCACCCACUGGUUGUCACCCCAGUGUUGUGCUAAACACUGCCCCCCAGCUCAGGCCUGGUCACCAGCACACUCCCUACACUAUUUUGAAAACCCACAAAUUCCAGGGAGCUUCAGAGGCAGAGGGGAAGGUGCUGUCAAUUUUCCCUUUGCCCAACAGCUUCUGUUAGCUUACCCAAAGACAUUCAUAUUUUAGAGACAGAUCAAUGAGAGCACCAGCAUAGCCAUCUCAGAGGGUCACACAAUCUUCCUUGUGGACCUGCAGAGGCAAACCGAGACAGAGCAAGUCCCCAUAGGUAUGCACUGUCCCUGGUGCCUCUGAUGUCCCCCCCACCACCACCACCACACACACCCCCCCUGCAGCCAUAAACGUUAAACCCCUCACGCAUGCGCUUUCCCAGCAAGUGCUGGCAUCGUCACCUUAAACUCCACCACGAUUUCAUUCUGCCAUCGGAGCUCUGGGGCCACAAUGGUGAUGCCCCUGUGUUAAACCCAUACUGUCACUUAAGUACUGUACCCUCAUGGUCCCACAGAUGUGUCCCUAGUGUCUCUCAGUCUUAUGGUGCUAUUCACACUGGUGCAAGACAAACCACUCUCCGUUGUCUGUGGCUUGACAGAUCAGAACACAGAAAAGGAGCUGUGGUGGUGACCUCUAACCUCUGCUCUUUUGCCAUUUUAAAGUCAAAUGUAUAUAGUUCCCACGAGCUAACUUACACUCAGUACUGUAUCUGUGGGUUCUGUCUUGUGUUGUUUUACUUUGGGGUGCUGGUUAUGAAAGAACGCAGAAGAGGAGAGGAUAAACAAUGGAUGCCAUUUAGACAUGAAAAACUCACCAUUUCGUUGGGAGCAAGUUGAACAUGUGUAAUAAAAUGUUUUUCCAUAA
Molecule: messenger RNA, 7767 nt
Organism: Mus musculus (house mouse)
Lineage: Eukaryota; Metazoa; Chordata; Mammalia; Rodentia; Muridae
Gene: Adamts17
Product: ADAM metallopeptidase with thrombospondin type 1 motif 17
Exons: 21
Coding region: 2198-5017 (939 amino acids)
Biological process (GO): ossification involved in bone maturation; proteoglycan metabolic process; proteolysis
Molecular function (GO): metallopeptidase activity; metalloendopeptidase activity
Source: RefSeq, a predicted model, not a curated record